Molecule: messenger RNA, 2210 nt
Organism: Hyposmocoma kahamanoa
Lineage: Eukaryota; Metazoa; Arthropoda; Insecta; Lepidoptera; Cosmopterigidae
Product: zinc transporter 2-like
Exons: 10
Coding region: 167-1480 (437 amino acids)
Biological process (GO): response to zinc ion; zinc ion transmembrane transport
Cellular component (GO): plasma membrane
Molecular function (GO): zinc ion transmembrane transporter activity
Source: RefSeq, a predicted model, not a curated record
GAUUUUAUCAUUAUUUUAAGUAGACUAAUAAAGUAUAUGAAUUUGUAUUAGUUACCUAAUAAAUAAGGAUUGCUUUAAAUGUUAGUUUACAAAAGUUGUCGCAGUUAUUUAAUGAUAUGUGUGCAGUGAAGUGUUGAGUAGUUUUUUGCGGGGACCAGGCGCCAGAAUGUCUGACGAGCCUGAAGCGAGAAUGUGGGAGGAUGGAGGGUCCAGGUACGAGACGAGGGCCCGAGGGGUCUACUUCGAGUCCGCUUUUGCAUCUUCAGAACAUUUAGACAGAGCUCCCCUAUUAUCUGAGGAGUCUUAUACAGAAGUACCGGUGAACGUUGCUGGGGACUCGGAACUGGUGGAGCAUUGUCAUUGGAAGGCCAAAGCAGAACCUCCUAGCGCCAUACCACAACUGCUGGCAGCUCUGGUGCUAUGUGGAUUGUUUAUGAUAUGCCAACUGGUGGGCGGGUAUCUGGCUGGGAGUCUAUCCGUAAUGUCCGACGCAGCGCACAUGCUAAGCGACUGCGGAGGCUUUGCGCUGGCACUUCUGGCCUUCCAUUGCGCUAAACGCAACCCUGACUUGAAGAUGUCCUAUGGAUACAAACGAGCCGAGGUCCUCGGGGCCAUGGUAUCAGUGCUCCUUAUCUGGAUCCUAACAGGAGUUUUCGUCUACAUGGCAAUAGUGCGAUUACAUAAGGGGGAAUACAACAUUGAGCCGGACAUAAUGAUGCUCGUCUCCGGGUGUGGUGUGGCCUUUAACGUUAUUCUCGCUCUCGUUUUGCACGGAUGUGCUUCAGAUAUAGCGCACCACCACAGCCACGGCGGUGCAGCCUGCAGCCACACACACGUGCACACGCACGCGCACGCGCCGCAAUCUUCGCCUCGCCGGUUCCGUUUCUGGAAGCGAGCGAACCACAAGCACGCCAACGGCACGCUCAACGGAGAUUACAGCAUGAAAGAGCUUCCCAGCACUGACACUGUUAUUACGGGCAAUCGCAAUAGGAAUAUCAACCUACGCGCGGCGCUAAUUCACGUCAUAGGUGAUCUCAUACAGAGCUGUGGGGUACUGCUGGCAUCUGUACUCAUUAAGUUCUAUCCGGCUGCUCAAGUAGUGGACCCGAUCUGUACAUUCAUCUUCAGCAUACUGGUGCUGGCAACGUCCGCGCGCGUCGUACGAGACGCCUUGGCCAUGCUCAUGCAAGGUGUGCCUCCCAACUUCAGAUACCGUGAGCUAGUAGGAUCGUUAUCGUCAAUAAACGGUGUUCGACAUGUCCACUCGGUCCACGCGUGGGCGUUGUCCACGCACCACAUUAUAAUUACAGCACACGUAGCUAUAGAUGAGCUAACAGACCCAGAAAUAGUGCUCCGCGAGUGCCAGAAGCUAGCGCGCGACGAGUUCGAAGUACAGUCAGCCACAUUCCAAGUGGAGCGGUACACCGUUGCGAGUCAGUCUUGUGAUACCUGCCACCAGCAGCCUGCAGCACGCUCCUGACAUCUCACCACUUUGUCGCACUAAACAGCGUGCGGUACUAGCCGAAACAAGUCGAAACCAAAGGCCGGUAUAGAAGAACGCAAAGACGCGCAGGAGUUGCCGUGAGUUAUAAAACUAGAUGGGCUCAUAGGAUAGAAAUGAAGGAACAAUUUGCGGUCCAUAAUUUCACUUAAAACAUUUUAUGGCAGUAAUAUGUUAGCAGGCAGCGAAAUUCAAUGAAAUAAGAAAGCUAUGAAUAUGUAUUAAUAUUAUAUAAUUUGGAUAAAUAAUGAAUUAAUAUGCUAAGUGUAUAAUAUCAUUUCGACAAAUAUUCAAAUGAAAGUUUUAAUUGUAAUAUCGCUACCUGUACAUAUAUUUUUGCACCUGACUGUACACUUGUUUUGACGAACGUCUUUAUAUGACGGAAAGUUACGUUAAUUUACUGUAGUUAAUUGGCGUUGACCGUUGAAAAUUCAUGACUGACCGAUCACGUCUCUUCAAUCACCGCUAAACGCUGUUCCAAAUAUAAAACCGACCAAUGAUACACAGUGAUAAUAGCCAUGUGAUUGGUCAGUUUGAAUUCUCUAUUGCAUUCUUAAGGCGUUACCUCGACAACAAAAUCGUAUUAAUAGUAAUAUAGCUUUGUACGUCGAAAAUAAAUCGGAAUAAGAGAGACCGAGAUGGCAUAUAGCUGUUUUUAAUAUGAAUAAGUGAAACGGCAAUAUUUCGCGCAAAAUUGCAAUAUGUUUGA